Molecule: messenger RNA, 4663 nt
Organism: Zootoca vivipara (common lizard)
Lineage: Eukaryota; Metazoa; Chordata; Lepidosauria; Squamata; Lacertidae
Gene: FAM171A2
Product: family with sequence similarity 171 member A2
Source: RefSeq, a predicted model, not a curated record
CGGAGGGGGCGAGUCUUACUUGGAACAAUCUUCACGUUCUGCACAUGCUCAGAGGCACAGUGCACCCCUCCCUUUCCCUGAACUUUUUUAUUUUUUUCCCUUGCCCAGGACUAUUCCCUGGCAUUGGACACAGUUUCUAGGUGAGGUAAGCUAAAGGCGGAGCACCCGAGAAGAAGGAGGCGGAGGAAGAAGAGGAGAGAAGACACGCAGCGGCGGCGGCGGUGCUGGCUUGUUCCAGCAGGUGGAGCCGUCCAGUUUCUCCCCGCCGGGCAGGAGGGGGCUGCCGGGGACGAGGAGACACAAUCGCCGCCGCUGCCGCCGCCGCGUAACCGGAUCCUGCACAGCCAGUGCGCCCGACUUGCCGCCGAGGCUCCUCCGGGCGCGCCAUGGCCGGGUAGCGGGGAGCCGGUGGGGGCGGCCACAAUGCUGCGGGCGCCGGCCCUGGCGAUGCGCUUCGCCCUCCUCCUGCCGCUGCUCGUCGGCCCCGGCUGGCCGGCUCGCGGCAAGGCGCAGCCCGGGGAGCCUCCCAGCCCGCAGGAGGUGGUCAUCAAGGUCCAGGUCUAUGAGAACGGCGACCUGUCCCCAUUGCCUCAGGCAGCCGUGGAAGUGUAUGGCAACCAGACAUCUCUGGCUUCAGGCGCCACCGACCAUGAGGGUGUCGGCCUGCUCCCCAUCAGCUACCGCCUGGGCACCUGGGUCAUCGUCACAGCCUCCAAGCGUGGUUUUGUUACAAACUCUGUUCCUUGGCGCGUCAACAAGCUGCCACUCUAUGCCUCCGUCAGCCUCUAUCUGCUCCCCGAGCGCCCUGCAACACUCAUCCUCUAUGAUGACCUGGUACAGAUCCUCCUCGGCUCUCCAGGGGCCAAGAGCCAGCCGUGGGCUCAGUUCCAGCGCAAAUCCGCCCGCCUGCCCCGCAGCUCCACCUACAGCCAACUCUCGGCCUCCCUGACCGCCGCCAGUAGUGGGCCGGAUAUGAGGGGCUUCCCAUCUUUCAUCGGGGCUGAAAGCAACGGCAGCGGUAAGGGGACUGGGCCCAGAUCCUGGGUGAAAAAUGCCAACAGCACAUGGCUGGAGCUGGUCCCCAUCGUCGCUGUCAGCGUCCACCUCUUCACUGGCAACGGGACAGAAAUCCAGCUCUCUGGCUCCGUCCACCUCUCUAUCCCGCUGCCACCUGAUACCGCCGCUGCAGCAGCCACCAGUGUGCCGGCCUGGCGCUUUGACCUCAAGAGCGGUCUCUGGAUUCGGAAUGGGACGGGCCUCAUCCGCAAGGAAGGGAACCAGCUUUACUGGACGUUUGUCUCCCCACAGCUGGGCUAUUGGGCAGCUGCCAUGCUGUCUCCAACAACGGGGCUGUCCAGUGCAGUUGGAGGCAUAAAGGAUAUUGCCACCUACCACACAAUUUUCUUGCUCACCAUCCUGGGUGCCCUGGCAUUGCUGGUCCUCAUCCUGCUCUGCCUGCUUAUCUACUACUGCAGGAGGCUGUGCCUGAAGCCACGUCAACAACACAGAAAGCUCCAGCUCUCUGGGGCGCUGGAUGCCUCCAAGAAAGACCAGGCCACCUCCAUGUCCCAGAUCAACCUCAUCUGCACGAGCCACCUGGAGACGGCCUCUUCCAACGGGGACACAGACGUACACACGCCCAUCCUCAAGUCGGCUUUCUCCUCCUCCCGGGAGUUCGAGAGCUCCCGGGAAGAGUUCUUCAAGCAAGUGGCCAACCAGAAAGCCCGCCACGCCAGCAAGGCCUCCAUGGCGGACACUCUGAGCCAGCGGGGGGCUCUUAAGGAUGGCUACCCUCAAGUGGCGGAGGGCUACUCCCUUAAGGCGGCCCGCUCCAUGGAUGUGCCUGGUGCCCUGGAGCCCCCUCUCCUGGAGGACUACAAGCGUGGCUAUUCCCACCAGCGCACCGAGGACAAGAGCAAGCAGGCGCGCCACGACAGCAAGGGCUACCCGCAGGAGCCCCCGUCCCCGCCGCCUCCCUUCGACCAUUACGUGGGCCACAAAGGGGAGCCCAAGCCGCCCGAGUUCAUGAUGUCGCAGUCCGUGGACCACCUGGCUCGCCCCACCUCCCUGAGCCAGCCCGGGCAGCUCAUCUUCUGCGGCUCCAUCGACCACAUGAAGGAUUCCAUGUACCGGAACGUGAUGCCGACGCUCGUCAUCCCAGCCCACUACAUGCGCCUGGCUCCCUCGGACCAGCCUGCGGGGGGUUCCGAGAGCCAGCCGGACCUGGACCCGGGUGGCAUGGGGAUCCCUCACCAGUUCGUGGCCGGGGAGCAGCAGAGGCAGCAGCCAUCAUUCCUGCAGCAGCAGCUGCAGCACCCGCAGUUCCAGAUGCAGCAGCACCCGGGGGAAGAGGCUGAGGGGAAAGGCUGGGGCCCCCACACACAGUCCGUCAGCGGCUCCGUCACCAUCCCGGUGCUGCUGAAUGAAUCCACUAUGGCCCAGCUGAAUGGGGAGCUGCAAGCCUUGACGGAGAAGAAGCUGCUGGAGCUGGGUGUGAAGCAGCACCCUCGCGCCUGGUUUGUGUCCCUGGACGGGCGAUCCUCCCAAGUCCGCCACUCAUACAUAGACCUCCAGGGCAACGAGAGGAGCCGCAGCAACGACGCCAGCCUGGACUCUGGGGUGGAUGUCAACGAGGCCAAGCCCCCCAAGAGGCUGAAGGAGGAGCGCCUGGCGCCGCCCUCUAUGGGUCCUGCAUACUCCAAGCUGGUCUUUGCAGACGCCGACACAGAGCCGAGCAGCAGCGAGAGCCGCACCGCCAUCUGCUCCCCCGAGGACAACUCCCUGACGCCUCUCCUGGAUGAGAACGCCGACCACCGGGCGGCCACUAUCCCCCGUCGUGGGCGCAGCCGCGGAAACAGCUCCCGCAGCAGCAACAGCAACAGCGAGCUGCGCCGCGACUCCAUGACUAGCCCGGAGGAUGACAGCAACGAGCCCUCGGAAGGGACGGACGACCAGGGAGACAAGAAGAGCCCCUGGCAGAAACGCGAAGAGCGCCCCCUCAUGGUCUUCAACGUGAAGUAGCGGGCGGAAGUGUGCGUGCGAGGAGGCGGGCGGGGGGGAUGGGUCGCUCUCGUUGCACAGUUGGGGGAGGGGAGCGGAGAUCGCCCGGACCACAGAGGUCCGGCUGCCCGACCGCAAUCUUGGUGCCACUUCCUGCCCUCUCCAUCUUGUCAAAUGCUUGGUGGAACAGGAAUCCCCCCAGACUUUUGACAGGACAGACUGAUGGAGCGAGAGGCGGCUUGCGGCCAAGCUGUACUCUGUGUUCUUUUUCCCAGCAUGCCCCGCAACCACCCGAUAAGUUUGCCUUGCCCAAGGCAGGUUAAGAAGUGCUGCACCAACGGGCUGAGCGAGUUGGGCGUCUUACCCUUUUCCACCAACACCAGCCACUGUGAGCCAGGCAGCAACGUGGGGCACAAGAACUGCCGUGUGUGUGUGUGCCCACCUGUGGGACAAAGCAAGUUUCGCUGCUCUGAGAGACCCUCUGCCAGAUCCCAGGAGGCGGACAUGGCCUUCUUCUGUGUGGCUCCUGUUCCAAGAGCCCCUUAUCACCACCUAGUCUUGGCACGGCCAGAACUAGUGUUGGCUCCUGACAUUACUGGGAGUGGAGGUGAACUGGAAGGCGUUACUGGGGCUCUUCACACACACCCUUUUCCUUGGGGGCGGGGUGGGCAAUUCGUACAAUUCCUUUUUUAAAAAAUUCUGUCCUGUGGAUUUUCCAAGCCGUAGCAUGGUUUGGUUUGGGGGGGGGGGGUCGGUCAAGUGCCCAAAAGCUCUAGGCUGAUGCCCAGCAUUGCCUGUCGUGCCUCAGUGCCCCCCCCCAACAACCUGGGCGACAGUACCACGGACAAGUGCAGUGGGUUUGGGGAGUGGGGGCACCCGUGUGGCAACUGUACAUAUGUGUGUGCAUGCGUGUAUGUCAGGGGGCAGGUGGGAGCCUAAGCCACGGCGUGCGUGUGGGUAAGGGUGUGUGGCGGCCGACCUCGCUGCCAAACAAACUCCCUCGCGGAGUCACUUUUGUGCGCCCCCCAUCUCCCCACCCCACCCCUUUGUGCCUGCAACUCCUUGGUCUCCUCCAAGUGCCUUCUGGCCCCAAACCUCUCCCCACCACCACCGCAUCCCCUCCCCACCCAGGCAGCUGUGAAUGAAACCUUGGGUGUCCACAGAAGGGUACUGCAUAUGAACCAUCUGCUCAAAUCUUCCUUUCACUCUAAUCCCUCUUCUCUCCUGCCAGGGAGCGCUUGGGGAUGUGGCGAGGCAAGGGGGGAGGAGUGCAGAAGGAAAAAGUCACCCUCGGCCUCUCUCGCAAGCCCAGCUGCCAACUGACUUAAGCCGUCAGCGGAGACAGCCUGGGCAGCUGCCCCGUCCAGCAGCACGGCAGCACCGGUGACCAAUCUCCCAGAUAAAAGAGCAGGACCAAAUUGGGGUGUUUGUGUGUACCGAUGGAGGGGUGUGUGUAUAUGUGUGUGUGUCUUACAUCGUCAAUGGAGGGGAGUGUUUGUAUCAUGCUUUAUAUAUUUGGAGGAGGGGGAAUACGUAGCGUGUGCCUCCUCAGCAGCCCCCCAGCACCACAUCGGUGGAGGCCUCGUGGACCACUGGAGGGUAUGGGAUGGUUUUAUUGGGGGAAGAGAUAGAAGAACCACUAGCCUGAGGCUUUGUCAGCGAA